CCCAGCACCGCACCUUCGCUCCCUUCUUUUGACGUUGUGAGCCCGUAGGCACUGUUCAAGUCCCUCCUCAUUGUGUGUUCUUUCUCAAACCAUGCCAAAACGAAUCCAAUACCCGCCGUGAUAGUCAGAACGAUCCAGACGCACUUGAGGCUUUCCGUGAACCCCUGGACAAUUUGGCCCUGAGUCUCGGUGGGAAAGGUAGAGAUGAAGGAUGAUGAGGCAUGUUGAUAGGCUUGACCAUGUUCGAGCUGACUCCGAGCUUCGGAGGACUCAAUGUGGGGUAGGUAUUCUGUGAAUCGCGAAUUGAAUACAGCGCCCGGCAGAGCCACGCCGAACAAAGAACCAGUUCCCCUGAGGAACGCCCACGAGCCCGACGACUGGCCAGUGGAUGAGUCUGGCAAGGAUACCUGUACACCCGGUAGCAUGCUCGAUACCAGUAUCCCAGAGCCAGAAGCUACAAAGAGCUGGAAGAUCAACCAGCCUGGAAUGGGAGUCUCGCGGUUGAGCAGUACGCAAAGACCCAGACCGAAGAGCAUGCUACCAAAGCCAACGAUAUGGAAAGGUUUAUAUCGCCCGAAAAACGUCAGGAGGGGUCCGCCGAUAGCAGCUAGAACGACAAUGACAAGUGUGGUUGGAAGUACUUGGAGGCCCGAGAUAGCAGGUGUAGACUGUUUCACGGCUUGGAAGAAUGCUGGGAGGUAAAACUGGAAACCAUAUGUUACGAAGCCGUGAAGAGCGGUCAAGCAGAAGCUGAUAUUCGUCGUACGGUUGGAGAAUAUGUGCGGCGGCAUGAUGGGAUAUUUGCAGUACUCGGACCGCUGGAAAAAGGCGAAGGCGACGAGACCGACAGCGCCGAGGAGUAACGGAACUAUGACGGCUGGAUGCACGCAUGGGUAGGGAGCGUUGGUGAUGCUGAGUGACACCAAAAUCAUGAUGACACUGCUGGUGAGCAGCAACGUGCCCCACCCAUCCACUCUCCUGAGCUCUCUCUUCAGCUCAGCGCUUCCAAAUUCUAUCCCGCCCCCAACCUUCAAGAAGAAGUGAAUGCAUAGCAUCGCAACCACGCAGAUUGGAUCAUCUCCGAAAAAAGAUCUAUCCCUCCCGUGCCCAGUCCUUGUGUGAUUCUUCCGAGGAUCAGAACGGCUCCCGAGUGAGCUCCGCCAGAGAUGGCGCUCCCAAUCGCAAACACGAAAAUCGCCACCAUCAUUGGGGGUUUUCUUCCGCUCAGAUCGCCCAAUUGCCCGUAUAAGGGCUGGAACACGGUACUGGCCAGGAGAAAAGCCGUUGCUACCCAAGUGAAGCUCGUGCCGAGAUUGAGGGCUUGCGAAAUAGUGGGCAGAGCAGUGUUGACUACCGUGCCUUCGAGGGCAGAGAGCAGAAGUGGGAGGCAUAUCGCAACUAAUGACGGCCAGAACCCGGCUGUUCGUUUCCAUUUCUGGGUGGUGCGGGACGUGCUGGGAUCUGUUUCGUGCUUUUGUGCUUCGGCACAGGCUUUGGCACCUAGUGGAGGUGCUGGCGGAGAGCUGGAGCUUUCAAUUGAAGUGCGGGAAAAUGGAGCCGGUAGGGACUGUGGGCUUCUUUGUGAAGAAGUUUGGGCGAUGCGGAUAGACGACAUAUUGCUGUGUAUGUCGUGGUAACCCAAAGUCAGAUUGUUUUUUCCGUAAAGAAUGAGGAAGAUUAGCUCCGGAAACAAUGAGCGAGCACAUCUU
Molecule: messenger RNA, 1709 nt
Organism: Periconia digitata
Lineage: Eukaryota; Fungi; Ascomycota; Dothideomycetes; Pleosporales; Periconiaceae
Source: the annotation of a GenBank genome assembly